CCUCAACUUGGAACCUCUUUUUCUAGCGCCCCCCCUCAAGUUUCCGCUCUCUUUCUUCUCAGUUUUCCACUUUUUUUCUCUCCAGAAGACUAUUUUGAGCAUUUGAGAAGGGAUAAAAAACGAGGAAAAGAAAAGGUUGAAGAAAAAAUGAAAGCGAAAAUGAGGAAGAAUUGUGAGCUAUGUAGAGGAUCGGCGAGGAUGUACUGCGAGUCGGACCAGGCCAGUCUUUGCUGGAGCUGCGAUUUCCGAGUCCACGCCGCUAAUUUCCUGGUUGCGAGGCAUUUGAGGACUCUCCUCUGCCACGUUUGCCAGUCUCCGACGCCGUGGACAGCCAGCGGGACUAAACUAGGCCCCACCGUCUCCGUCUGCGACAACUGCUGCCUCCGGAAGCGCAAUCGACUCGACGACGGUGAAGAAGAGGUUGAUGUUAAUGAAUCGGAAGGUGAAGAUGUCGGUGAGCAGGAUGAUGAUGAUGAUGAUGAGAAGAAGGAUAAUGAAGAUUUUCAAGUGGUGCCAUGGUCACCGACCGCACCGCCUCCACCGGCGAGUUCUUCGUCGAAUAACGAUGAAGAAGCAUCGAAUUCUUCUUCGUCUGCGUCUUCUUCAUUGGCGUCAUCUCCGCGUGAUCGGAAAAGAAUGCGCAAAAAUGCCUCAGAUCCCCGCUCACAAGAGAACCGUUGUUGGAUAGAUUUGAAUAAGCCGCCGGAGAUGGCGGCGAAGGAGGUUGCUUGUGCUUGUGGUGGUGGAGGAGAACGGGCGGAUUGUGUUGACUCAUUAUCAACCAGGAGUUUGAAAAGCGGGAGACGAGAAUCGGGUCGGAUUGGAAUUUCGAGGCCGAACUCAUGGGCAAUAGUGGAGUCCGUUAAGCGGUUGCAGAGGCAAGAGAUGGGAUCUCCUGCAGCUAUUGCUAAGUUGUGCAGAUUAAGUGAAGAUCAAUCAGCCGUCGAUUGUGAUUCCUCCGAGUGUGCUUAGCCGUAGGAUUUAGAGUAGAUGGUCUGAAAAGUUGGUAGGACUGAAAUUUGAAAUAUUUCAUCUAGGAUAAGAUAAGAAAUCAUAGUAGUGCUAGUGUUCGGUUUGUUCUCAUUAUUUCCUUGUUUUUUUUUUGUCUCCUUGUAAUUUUUUUUUUUUUGGGACAUGGUAGAAUUUGUUUAUUGCUUCCUAGUAGGAUUUUUAAGUGCAAAAGAUACAUUUCUCCUUUGGUAUUUUACGGAAUAUUUGGAAUGUGUAUACAUCCUAGCAUUAUUGAGA
Molecule: messenger RNA, 1248 nt
Organism: Coffea arabica (coffee)
Lineage: Eukaryota; Viridiplantae; Streptophyta; Magnoliopsida; Gentianales; Rubiaceae
Molecular function (GO): zinc ion binding
Source: RefSeq, a predicted model, not a curated record